AUGGCAGAACUCUUUCCCUCCGAUGAUGACACAAUCAACUCCCCCGCCUGCCCGGAAUCUCCUACUCUCGGUGAAAACAGUUUCGAAGACGCAAUCUCAAAUCCUGCUUCCAUACAAACCUCGUCUGAAACAGCAAGCCAAAACAGUGCUGGGUCACCCAGCAGUUGUGACGCACCACGAUCAGUAAGAAGCGGUCUAAGUUUAAACGGAACACAAGGGAAUGGAUAUGGAAUUUCAAUAAACUCGCCUACCACAUUUAAUAAUGCUGACCGAAGUAUACGGUCUACUCUUCCACCACAAAACGCUAUGAAUAAUGGUUACUUAAUAAUUAAUUCGAUAUAUCCUGGUGAUAGAUAUGCCACAAACAACAGCACUAAUAAAGACCAUGACAAUGUACACCAUUCCCAUCGCCAUCCCCAUCCCCAUCGUCGUAAAGAUAAUUUACCAAUCCUUUCCCCGUCGGUUGCGCCUGCUCCUGCUCCGGCAAUGUAUUGGUCGAGGAUACAGACACAUGGAAAACCAGGAGUACGGCCGUUGAGAGCGCAUACAGUCAACUUGGUUGGUGAAUUGAUGUUCGUGUUUGGUGGCUGUGAUGCGAGAACUUGUUUCAAUACAGUCUAUGUAUUUGAUGCAGACACAAUGUAUUGGAGUAGGCCAAAAGUAUAUGGUGAUCCGCCGCCAUCUUGCCGUGCUCAUUCUUCAACACUUGUCGAUAGGCGUCUGUUUAUAUUCGGGGGCGGUGACGGCCCAAUAUACUUUAACGAUCUAUAUGUGUUUGACACGGAUACAAUGACUUGGUCAAAACCGGUGACUUUCGGUCAGGUACCAAGCCCCCGACGGGCACAUACGACAGUUUAUUACAACAACUGCAUCUAUGUAUUUGCUGGCGGCGAUGGCGUGCGGGCCCUUAAUGAUGUAUAUUCUCUCGAUAUCUCAGACAUGAGCAAUCUUGUAUGGAAAAGAUUAGAACCAGAGGGAAGGGCACCUACCUCGAGGGGAUAUCACACUAGUAAUUUAGUUGGAAGUAAGAUGAUAAUCUAUGGAGGAAGUGAUGGGCACGAUUGCUUUCGGGACGUACAUAUUUUAGAUUUAGACAAGCUCUAUUGGAUUGAAGUACAAAUAAACAAAUCUUACCCUCGCCUAUCGCACACAUCAACGCAAGUCGGAUCGUACCUCUUUAUCGUCUGUGGCCACGACGGUACGAGGUACACGUCGGAAGUGUUACUAUUGAAUUUAGUAACAAUGGAAUGGGAAAGUCGGAGAGUGUACGGUGUGCCUCCAACUUCCCGCGGCUACCACACUGCCGUCCUCCAUGAUUCACGAUUAUUCAUUUUCGGUGGUUACGAUGGUCAUCACGUCUUUGAUGACGUGUAUGUAGUUGACUUGUCGGCUUGCGCAUACUUACCGCAAAUCACGACAUUCCAACUACCAACCGACUUAUGA
This is a messenger RNA of Paraglomus brasilianum, 1443 nucleotides long. The record is from the annotation of a GenBank genome assembly. Lineage: Eukaryota; Fungi; Glomeromycota; Glomeromycetes; Paraglomerales; Paraglomeraceae.